UAACUUUUAUAGUCAUGUUAUAGAAUGUGAACAUGGAAUUCUCCUGUUUUUAUCAAGAAUUAUUUCCAUUUGGCAUUACCUCAAAGGAUUCUCCUCGUUUAGUGUCUUUGACCCUUUGAAGUGUACGUGGGAGAAGAAACAAGCACAAAAACAAGCAGAAGAGCAGCAGAUCUGGGACAGGAAAUUAAUCUAAAAUUAAAAAGUAUUUUCUUAAAACCCCAGCAGCAAGCAUCCUUAUUAUUUUCCUCUUCUUAAUGAUUUCUGGCAGGCUGUAUGCUGAGAGGUAUAAUGCUGCCCUCAGUUCAAGGUUCUUGAUUUUGUGACUUCAGAGAUGUUCUCCUCUCUGCAUGCCAAAGAUGGCCUGGUCCCAGGAGGCUAUCUCACCUCCAGGUUCUCCAUCUAUCAGGUGCACUCCAUUCUGGGGAGUGGCACUUACGGCAAAGUUGCCAAAUGCACAAGAAUGAAGGACAAGAAGACGGUGGCUAUCAAAAUUAUGAAGCAGAGAUCCGAUGUCCAUUACGAGGUGGAUGCUCUGAAGAAAAUCAAAUCCCUGGACCCAGACAAAUGCAACCUUGUCCGGUGGUACAAUAUUUUCAAAGACAAAGGAAAGUUUUGCCUGGAGUUUGAACAUCUGGACAAAAGUCUGCUGGACUUCAUGAUGGGGCGGAACUGUCCCAUCUUUCUGAAAGAAAUCCGACCCAUUGUCCAGCAGCUGGCCAAUGCACUCAAUCACUUGAAGACCGUUGGGAUAGUACACGCAGACCUCAAGUUAGAAAACGUCAUGUUGGUCAACCAGCUACGAGAACCCUACAGGGUGAAAGUCAUCGACUUUGGGCUGGCUGUGGAAGUGUCAGCUGCAGAGGUGGGCUUAAACAUCCAAACCCAUCCCUACAGGUCUCCAGAGAUUAUUUUGGGCCUUCCAUUCACAGAAGCCAUAGAUAUGUGGUCUCUGGGCUGCAUUGCUGCCACGAUGUACCUCGGCACUCUUCUCUACCCUGGUAACAAUGAAUAUGAAGUGAUCAGGUACAUAGUGAAGACGCAAGGUCAGCCACCAGACACCAUGCUCAGCGGUGGACAGAAAACAGGUAAAUAUUUCCAGGAAGAAGUCAACUCAACCGCCACUUUCUGGAAACUCAAGACACCGGAGCAGGUCCGCAGAGAGAUGGGAAUUAAGGCCAAGAAGAGCACGGUGUUGAAGUUCACCUCUCUGGAUGACCUUAAGCAUAUCUUGGACUUCCAGUCUGUUAGUUCUGCAGAUAAAGUUGUUGAGAAAACUGAUAGACUGGCAUUUGUAGACAUGUUGAAAGGGAUGCUGCAGCUCGACGCUGUCAAACGGAUGACGCCCGGUGAGGUGCUGGACCAUGAUUUCCUCAGCAUGCACCACAUUGCCAGCAUGUACCACCACAGCAACCAUGUCAGAUCCUGUUUUCAUAUAAUGGACAUCUGUAAAACCAAAGUCCCCACCAUGGACUCUUGCAAAACUUUGAAUGGGUCAGUACAGCAGCCAUUGUCCAGAACUAAAAAACUUGUCCCUUCUUGUGCCGUGGGGAGCAGCAUGGUCCAACCCCAUCGCAUCGAUUCACGUCCCUGUACCGACACCAAAGGGUCCCAUACGUCAGGAAUAAAGGUGAAGACUCAUGAUGAAGAUCUACCACUUCAAGUUCCCUUAUUAACGACUAAGAGCAGUGUCCAGGAACGCUCUGCAGGAAAGCUGCAUCAGUGUCACAUAUCUGACUCUAAAUACAACUGGUUAGCUCUCAAAGAGAAGGGAACCAGUGAUCCCUCUGUGGGCUUACCCACCUCAAACUGUAGGAGCCAGAGACUAAGACGUGUCCCAUCAGAGUUCAAGAGAAGUCUGGAUCUUUGUCACAUCUAUGACACUUAUCCCAACCUAGCAGCUCACAAUAAGAAGAGAACCAGUGAAGGCUCUGCAAGUUUAUCCACUUCAAACUGUAGGAGCUUGGUACAGAGGUGUGUUUCCUCAAAGGUUAAACCAAGGCUAGAUCUCUGUCAAAAGCCUAAACCUAGCUACAUUGGGUCAGCUCAUGGAGAGAAGAGAGCCAGUGAUCCGCCAGCAGCUUCAUCCACCUCAAACUGCAGGAGCCAGACACAGAGUUAUGUCUUAUCAGAGGUCAAGAGAAGGCUGGAUCAUUGUAGAACAUCUGACUCUUACCACAACCUGCCAGCACGCAGUGAGAAGAGAGCCAGUGAAUGCUCUGCAGGUUUAUCCACCUCAAACAACAGGAACCAAACACGGGCUUGUGUCUUACCAGAGGGCAAAGGAAAGCUGGAUCCUUGUCUCAUCCCGAAGCCUAUUUACAACUCCGCUCUCAAUGAGAAGAAAGCCAGUGAUCGCGCUGCAGGUUUACCCAGCUCAAACUGCGGGAGCCAAACACGCAGGUAUGUCUCAGAGGUUAAGGGAAGGCUAAUUCAACGUCAGAUCCCCAAAUCUAUCUACAACAACUGCUCAGCUCACAAGAAGAACGGAACCACCGAUCACUUUGGAGGUCUGUCCACCGCAAACUACAGGAGCUGGGCACAGAACUGCGUCUCAUCAGAAGUUAAAAGACGGCUAGAUCGUCAAAUAUCUGAGUCCCUCUACAAGUGGUCCACUCAGAAUGAGAAGAGAGUGAGUAAAUGCUCUGCAGGUUCCCAGACCUCAAACCACGUGAGGUUUGAUUGUGUCUCGUCAGAGGUUAAAAGAAGGCUGGACUGUCAAAUCGCUGAAUCCCUCUACAACUGUUCAGCUCGGCAUGAGAAGAGAGCGGGCGAUCCCUCUGUCCAUUUAUCCACCUCAAAGUACAGGAGCUGGGCACGGAAUUCUGUCCCAUCAGAGAUUAAAAGAAGAUUGGAUUAUCAAAUCCCAAAAUCCAUCUACAUCUGGUCAUCUUACAAGGAGGGAACGGCCAGGGAUAGUGCUGCAGGUUAAUUCACCUCAAACUGUAGGAGCCAUACACAGUAAUGUCUCAUCAGAGGUCAAGAGAAGACUGAAUCAUGGUCAAACCUCUGACUAACGACACAUGUUAGAAGAACCAAUGGAUUCCAGCCAGUACUUGCUCUGCAGGUUCAUCUCCCUCAAACUUCAUUGGCCAUCACACUGUUGUGAUGGUAAGUGGCGUGAGUCUGCAGCACCUACUAGAGGGAAGAAGUUGAAACAGCAUCUAUCCUCAACACUUGUCAGGGCCCAUUUGUAGAUUUAUUUGCAGCCACAGCCACUUCUAACUUUUGCUCACAGCACAUUACUUUAUUAAAAUGGUUGAAAUCUUAUUUCACUCUCUGAUUUUUGUUGUAGUUGCUAUGAAGUCAAUGUUUUUGUAUAGAUUCAUUUUGCAUCAUACAUUCUUUUAUAUUGUGAACAGUUUUAGUUCACAAAUCUUUUUUUCCCCCACUGACUAAACUAGACUCUCAGUGGCCCCAAGGUCGUUUGAGUUGGAGAUCCCUGGUCCAGAUACUGAACAACAUCAUUUCACAAAGGCCUUGUGUUUCAUUUUUUAUUAAAUUCUGCACCUGUGUUCAUUUUUGAGAGGAAGCAGCCUUAUCGUCCUUAUCUCAGCCUUGCAGAGAGUCCAGUACUCUUCUGUGUGAAGAUGUGACCGGCUCUCCUUGUUUCUUAUCGCCAUAACAACUGUGUGCAGGAGAAGGAAGAUGUUCGUCUUGCUCUGACUCCUUGACGCUGAUAAAUUUCAAAUGCAUUUGAAUAAAAUCUUCAGAUGGACUGCUU
Messenger RNA from Solea solea (common sole), 3721 nucleotides. RefSeq lists its product as uncharacterized. Lineage: Eukaryota; Metazoa; Chordata; Actinopteri; Pleuronectiformes; Soleidae. Gene Ontology annotation, molecular function: SMAD binding; ATP binding; transcription corepressor activity. The coding region runs from base 332 to 2929 and encodes 865 amino acids. Gene Ontology annotation, biological process: peptidyl-threonine phosphorylation; peptidyl-serine phosphorylation; intrinsic apoptotic signaling pathway in response to DNA damage by p53 class mediator. The transcript has 8 exons. Gene Ontology annotation, cellular component: PML body; cytoplasm; nucleus. The record is from RefSeq and is a predicted model, not a curated record.